Molecule: messenger RNA, 117 nt
Organism: Fusarium verticillioides 7600
Lineage: Eukaryota; Fungi; Ascomycota; Sordariomycetes; Hypocreales; Nectriaceae
Exons: 2
Coding region: 1-117 (38 amino acids)
Source: RefSeq, a predicted model, not a curated record
AUGAAGAGUGACGAGGAUCCGUCAUUCCAGAGCCCUGGUGCCCGCCAAGUCCUGGGGUUGGUCCGUGGUCCGUGGUGGUGGAUUGAUGGUGGCAUGCCUCAGGGUGUCUCUACCUGA